UUCAUUCAUCAUGUGUAGCAUCAUUUAGCUCAUACUUUUCUGCACUAAAUACUGGUAUGUGUCAGAAAAGGUCUGAAGAAUAUGUAUGGCAGUAAGACCACCAAUUAAGAUGGAAGAAAGGCAGUAUUCAUCUCUGACGGCCCCUAUGGAUUAUCUUCAGUACUGGUACCAAACCAAUCCUCAGCAGUACCAGGCAGAGCAGGUGCCGCAGCACCAACAGAUGAUUAAUGCCGCCCAAUACGCAGAGAGACCUGUGGAGGACAAAAUCAUGACUGAUUUAGCAGUGCAUCAAGAUCCAUAUCUGGAACAACCUCAACAGCCUCAGCAACUCUCUGCCCAACCACCAGCCAUUCCAAUGACUCCAGCAAAAGGAAAGAAAAGGGGAAGGCCUCUAAAAGGUGAAGGAAAGGAAAAGACAGAAGCUGAAGAGUCUGCCAAGAAAGCGAAGAGGAUGUUAAAUCGGUUCAACGGGAUGUCCGUGGAGGAAGUCAUGGCUAGAAAGCUGCCAGACGUCAUCACACAUAAUCUUGACAUGCUGAUUAUCGGCAUCAAUCCUGGACUGUUGUCAGCCUACAAGGGAAGGCAUUAUCCAAAUCCUGGGAACCAUUUUUGGAAGUGCUUAUUUCUUUCCGGGCUGACUGAUGAACAGCUCAACCACAUGCACGAUCAGACACUACCUGAACGGUAUGGCAUUGGUUUCACCAAUAUGGUGGAGAGGACUACACCUGGGAGUAAAGACCUAUCAAACAAAGAGAUCCGUGAAGGUGGCCACCAGCUUUUGGAAAAGCUCCAGAAAUACAGACCUUUAAUCGCUGUGUUCAAUGGAAAAUGUAUUUAUGAAAUAUUUUGCAAGGAGAUUUUUGGAGUAAAGGCUAAGAACUUAGAGUUCGGAUUGCAGCCUUACAAAGUCCCAGAAACGGAGACGGUUUGCUAUCUGAUGCCAUCAUCAAGCCCACGCUGUUCCCAUUUUCCUCGUGCUCAGGACAAAGUGCACUUCUUCAUCAAGUUAAAAGAGCUCAGGGAUCAAAUGAAGGGAGUGGUGAGGACUCAAGAGGUCCAAGAGACAACCUACACAUUUGAUCGGACUCUGGCCAAAGAGGAUGCCAAAAAAUUGGCAAUCAAAGAAGAGCAGCAUGACCCUGAGUAUGAGGAGACCUGUGCCCAUGGAUCACAAAGAGAACCACAGCAAGCAUUUGGGGUCCAUCCUUCUACAAAUAUGGACCAGGUAUCGGACAACUGGUGGACAAUGCAGCCGUUUGCAGACCAGAUUCCAGACAUCAGAUGUAGCAACAACAACUGAACAGCCUGAGAAAAGUUGUAUGUACUGAGAAGGACCAA
Molecule: messenger RNA, 1338 nt
Organism: Sinocyclocheilus rhinocerous
Lineage: Eukaryota; Metazoa; Chordata; Actinopteri; Cypriniformes; Cyprinidae
Product: G/T mismatch-specific thymine DNA glycosylase-like
Exons: 11
Coding region: 86-1300 (404 amino acids)
Biological process (GO): base-excision repair, AP site formation
Cellular component (GO): nucleus
Molecular function (GO): pyrimidine-specific mismatch base pair DNA N-glycosylase activity; uracil DNA N-glycosylase activity
Source: RefSeq, a predicted model, not a curated record